GUGGCAAUUCAAAAUUGAGUAUAUUAAUUAUUUAACUUAUGAAAUAUUUCGUAAUAACUGAACCACCAUACCAGAAAUUUCUUUAGAAUCACAAUAUCCAAAUCUGGAGCAAUCAGAUAGAUAUAAACGACGAAAUAUUUCUUCCCAGAUGUGAUAUUUUUACACCCACGUGCGAUCAUUCUCCAUCUAUAAAUAGGUAUACAAAUUAUUUUGUUGAGUUGGCUGUUCACACGAACCAUUUGAUUUCAUGUUUACGAUUGAUGUUGAUAAAAUUUCCAUUAAGCUUCGUUUGAAGGAUCAACACGAUCGCUCGCAAACUUUUAGUUGAGAAUUUUCAAUUAUGUAUUCGUUUACCUUAUUCAGUAUCAUGAGCACGGUAAGAGAAGGCAUCGAUCCCCUUCAACAUACAAGUAUAUAUUAUAGAAGAGAAGAUAGCGAUGAGAGCGAUGGCGAGAAUGGUAUGGGCAACGUGAAUAGGUUAAUCGUGAGACCUCCAGGACAUAGCGGAAAAGCAAAAAGAGGUCAUUUGUGCUUUGACGCUUCUUUUGAGACUGGUAACUUGGGAAGGGUCGACUUGAUCAACGAAUUCGAAUACGAUUUGUAUAUAAGACCGGAUUCUUGCUCCCCUAGAUUUCGGUUCUGGUUUAAUUUUACUGUUGAUAAUGUUAAGCAAGAUCAGCGUGUCAUCUUCAACAUCGUUAAUAUGCAUAUAGGAAAGAAUCUUUUCACUGCUAGAAUGACUCCUAUGGUUAAAUCUUCAACCAGGAAUAAAUGGCAGAGGAUGCCCAAAGAGUAUGUAUUUUAUCAUAGAUCUUCAACUCAUCGUAAUCACUAUGUAUUGAGUUUUGUAUUUGGAUUCGAUAAAGAAGAUGAAAUCUAUCAAUUUGCAAUGGCUAUACCCUACAGUUAUUCCAGGCUUCAAACAUUUCUCAACGUCUUAGAAACUCGAACUUUACAUCUGAAAAGAAAUUUCAACAGGGAAUCAUUAACCACUUCUUUGCACAAUCGUCGAUUAGAACUGAUCACAGUUGGAAAUGAUAAAGGAGCGCACAACCAGAGCAAAAAAAGAAUAAUUGCUGUGAUGGCUAGAAUAAAUCCUGGUGAUUCUCCAUCUAGUAUGGUGUGUCAAGGGUUACUGGAAAUACUUAUAAGCUCCAAUUCCCUUGCAUCGGUUCUGAGAAAAAACGUUAUUUUCAAAGUCCUCCCGAUGAUGAAUCCUGAUGGAGUUUUCGUUGGAAAUCACAGAAGUAACAUAAUGGGUGUCGAUUUGAGUAGAUCCUGGCAUAUAGCUACUAGUUUUUCCCAUCCAACAUUGUGGGCAGUCCUACAGAUGUUAAGAUCCUUUCAAGAUGAGAGUAAUCAACUGGAUUUCGUGAUUGAUAUACAUACUCAUUCGAGUUUAAAUGGGUGCUUUAUUUAUGGAAAUACAUAUGACGAUUUCUACAGAUAUGAACGACAUGUACUGUUCCCGAAACUUUUCGCUUCAGCAGCUGUCGAUUACGCCAAGGAUAACACUUUAUUCAACUCUGAUCCCAUGGCGAAUGGUACAUCAAGAAGACACUUAUGUUGUAGUCUCGAUAGUAAAGUGAAUACUUAUCUACUAGAAGUAUCAAUUUUUGGAUACAAGACAAAAGAAUAUGAUUAUCUGAUUCCAUAUUCCGAGGAGAGCUAUAAAAGAUGUGGAAUGAACUUAGUUAAAGCUUUUUUAGAAUACUAUCAUUGCAUAGGUAUUAUUCCGACGCAGCUCAUUAAGAAUUUACCAACUAAAAAAAAAAGAACGGGAAAACGCUACAAGAAUAAUGACAAACUGACUCUAGGCAACGUGAAAAGAAGAUCAGCGCAGGUUCAUGUCCAAGAUAUAAGUAUUACAUAUGACAGUGAAAUCACUUUGGAAACCUGUGCUAAUAAAAAGAUAAGGAGUCCAAAAGUAUUAGUGAAUACAAGGAAUAAUAGGAUAAAAGGAGAAUAUACUCCAAGGAAGUUCAAUAAGACGCUCCCAGAGACUAACGAACAUUGUAAUGUCUCACUCACAGAAACUAGCUUAUCUAUAAUAGAUAUAAAUAAAAUGUUAGAUUUUUAGAUUUAUAGUCAACAGUUCUGAAUUACAUAUGUAAUUCUAGUAUAUCUAUACCGAGUUGAAAGAACAAUGGUAUUUAUGUUUCAUUAACCAUCAGUUCUUUACAAAUUUAUUCAAAAUCCAGACGAUUGCAGGUGCAUGAGGAUCGGUGUUUUCUGUGAUCUUUGUGGGAUAGCACACGCAUUACCUCCUCCACUUGCAUCUGCAAAUAAAUUGUGAAAAUAUCAGAAGUAUUAUAAUUUCGAGGGCGAUCGACUCUGUCGAAUUUACUAUCCUAUCCUUCUCUCCUGAAUGAAUUUCAAAAUUAUUGCUUCGAUUCUAGCAAUUGAUUGAAAAAGAAACUUAUGCUACAAAAUGUUAUCUCUAUAUGAAUAGCUAGACGAAAUGAACUGAGGCGGUAUUUCUGUAUAGAAU
Molecule: messenger RNA, 2491 nt
Organism: Coccinella septempunctata (seven-spotted ladybird)
Lineage: Eukaryota; Metazoa; Arthropoda; Insecta; Coleoptera; Coccinellidae
Product: cytosolic carboxypeptidase 6-like
Exons: 10
Coding region: 341-2080 (579 amino acids)
Biological process (GO): proteolysis
Molecular function (GO): metallocarboxypeptidase activity; zinc ion binding
Source: RefSeq, a predicted model, not a curated record